AACUACGCGACCCAUGAUCACUUCCGGAUGACCCGGGAAGUAUUCCGGGAACUGACUUUUUUUUUUCUUCCAGUUCCCCCUCCCCCCAGUCCGUUUUCAUUGGCUCCCAUGAAAGGUCAGGAUCCAGCCCACUUCAAUGGACCCCCAGGGCAUCUUGAAGGCAUUUCCCAAGCGAAAGAAAAUUCAUGCAGAUCCAUCAUCAAAACCACUUGCAAAGAUUCCCAAAAGGGAGGCGGGAGCAUCGAGAGGCUGGCUGAGCGCCCUAAGGGCACACAUUAUGCCCACUGGCAUUGGACGAGCCCGGGCUGAACUCUUUGAGAAGCAGAUUAUCCAGCAUGGUGGCCAGGUGUGCUCUGCCCAGGCCCCAGGAGUCACUCACAUUGUGGUGGAUGAAGGCAUGGACUAUGAACGGGCUCUCCGGCUCCUCAGGCUGCCCCAGCUACCCCCUGGUGCUCAGCUGGUGAAGUCAGCCUGGCUCAGCCUGUGCCUACAGGAGGGAACACUGACAGACACGGAGGGAUUCAGCCUUUCCAUCCCCAACAGGUCCUUGGACGAACCAGAGCCCAGGCUAUCAGACCAAGAUGCUCCUGCUCCUGGCACCCAAGGGGUUCUACCCAGGACAACCCUCUCUCUUUCCCCUCCUCACACCAGAGCUAUAUCUCCUCCCCCAAAGGCAGAAAAGCCACCAAGAACCCAAGCCCAGCUCAGCUCAGAGGAUGAAGCCAGCGAUGGGGAAGAGCCCCAGGUUAGCUCAGCAGAUCUGCAAGCUUUGAUCAGUGGGCACUACCCCACUUCCCCUGGGGAAGAUAGUGGGCCUGACCCAGCCCCAGAAGCUCUGGAUAAGUGGGUUUGUGCACAGCCCUCGAGCCAGAAGGCAACCAACUACAACCUGCACAUCACAGAGAAGCUCCAAGUGCUGGCUAAAGCCUAUGCCGUCCAGGGAGACAAGUGGAGGGCCCUGGGCUAUGCCAAGGCCAUCAAUGCCCUCAAGAGCUUCCACAAGCCCGUCAGCUCCUACCAGGAGGCCUGUAGCAUCCCAGGGAUUGGCAAGCGGAUGGCAGAGAAGGUCAUGGAGAUCCUGGAGAGCGGGCAUCUGCGGAAGCUAGACCACAUCAGUGACAGCGUGCCUGUCUUGGAGCUCUUCUCCAACAUCUGGGGAGCUGGGACGAAGACUGCCCAGAUGUGGUACCAUCAGGGCUUCCGAAACCUAGAAGAUAUCCGAAGCCUGGGCUCCCUGACCACUCAGCAGGCCAUUGGCUUGAAGCACUACGAUGACUUCCUGGACCGCAUGCCCAGGGAGGAGGCUGCAGAGAUCGAGCAGACGGUCCGGAUAUCAGCCCAGGCCUUCAACCCUGGGCUGCUGUGUGUGGCCUGUGGCUCUUACCGCCGGGGGAAGAUGACCUGUGGGGAUGUGGAUGUGCUUAUUACUCACCCUGAUGGCCGGUCCCACCAGGGCAUCUUCAGCCGUCUCCUUGACAGCCUUCGGCAGCAAGAUGAGGAACUGGGUCCAGAGGGGCGGGGUCACUCGACUCGACACACAAAUAACCGCAGAGUAUGCUGGGAGUAAAGAAUCUUAGGCAGCCUGAGAGGGUAAGACAACCAGGCCUGGCUCCUUGCCCUACUAGACAUCCCUUGUCAGGGUUCCUCACAGAUGACUUGGUGAGCCAGGAGGAGAAUGGCCAGCAGCAGAAGUACCUGGGUGUGUGCCGGCUCCCAGGGACAGGGCAGCGCCACCGGCGACUGGACAUCAUCGUGGUUCCCUACAGUGAGUUUGCCUGUGCCCUGCUCUACUUCACUGGCUCCGCCCACUUCAACCGGUCCAUGAGAGCUCUGGCCAAGACCAAGGGCAUGAGUCUGUCGGAGCAUGCCCUUAGUGCAGCUGUGGUCCGGAACAGCCAAGGCGUCAAGGUGGGGCCUGGACAGGUGCUGCCCACCCCCACAGAGAAGGACGUCUUCAAGCUCUUAGGCCUGCCCUACCGAGAGCCCGCUGAACGGGACUGGUGACCUAGGAUGUGGGCAAGGGAGGCCAUGUUGGAUGAGCUGCCUCAUCCGCCGUCUACCACCCUCUUAGCUUUGUCAGUCACCGCCUGCCCUUAGUGAGCCUAGCCAGGAGCUUUGGGCCUGCAGGAAAAAGUCUGAUUCAGAGAGCCUGCAAGCUCUCCCCUGGACAGGGUUAUGUUGCUGUCCCCUCUCCUCCCCGCUAUUCCUGGUGACAGGCUUUUACACGGCCCCUUCCCUGUUCAAUCAGAGCAGGUGGCUGGUUUCAAGCCGGUUUCCUGUACUGAAGGCCCAAGCUUCCCUUUCCACCCCAAGACUGAUGUAGAUGUGGGGGGUCAGGAGAGGCUGAGGAGGAGAGGGAAGCAGCUGUGGGUUCAGCAUCUUCCUAGAGCCCUUGCAGUAGAGAAAGACAUGUGAAUUCUUUUACCUACUCACUUCCUGUGCAGCUGGAGCUGCUGGGGGUGGCCUGCCCAGACUGUGAGGAUGCUUCUCAGGGCCCUGGGGUCUAAUAAAGUGCUUCUGACAUUCAA
Grammomys surdaster is the source of this 2528-nucleotide messenger RNA. RefSeq names its product DNA polymerase lambda (gene Poll). The record is from RefSeq and is a predicted model, not a curated record. The transcript is spliced from 9 exons. Gene Ontology annotation, biological process: double-strand break repair via nonhomologous end joining. Bases 137 to 1567 code for a protein of 476 amino acids. Gene Ontology annotation, molecular function: DNA binding; DNA-directed DNA polymerase activity. Lineage: Eukaryota; Metazoa; Chordata; Mammalia; Rodentia; Muridae. Gene Ontology annotation, cellular component: nucleus.